This is a messenger RNA of Diprion similis, 7162 nucleotides long. RefSeq names its product muscle calcium channel subunit alpha-1 (gene Ca-alpha1D). Gene Ontology annotation, biological process: calcium ion import across plasma membrane. The coding region runs from base 394 to 6402 and encodes 2002 amino acids. Gene Ontology annotation, cellular component: membrane; voltage-gated calcium channel complex. Gene Ontology annotation, molecular function: high voltage-gated calcium channel activity. The transcript has 44 exons. The record is from RefSeq and is a predicted model, not a curated record. Lineage: Eukaryota; Metazoa; Arthropoda; Insecta; Hymenoptera; Diprionidae.
AAUAUAGCAGACCUCCACUUUGAUUCCCAGGGUGAGCGGCAUAGUGGUAGCGGCAGCGGUAGCAGCAGCGUUGUUAUUAUAAACACGUAUUAAUACAGUGAACGUAUAGGGCGUGAAGCAGUUUUACACGGAAGACUAUCAAGAGGGCCGCAAAGUUUCAUGAACAAAUUCAGAUUGAUGUCAUCUGUAACCGAGCCAUAGCAUGAAAGGCUUCACAGCAACAAAAGACAAAGGAGGUUUUGUACUGGAGGUGGACAGUAUGCUCGGUAUAGCCUGAAACCCACGAAUCACUAUUAUAUAGACUAUAUACAUCUAUAUAAAUAUAGUUGUGCUGCAACUGCGCAUGAUAAAACGACUUUUGGUCCGAUAUCAAAGAAGGACUAUCAUUAACCCAUGAGCACGGGCAAUGGCGAUGCUGUGGCGACGGCAGCAGCACCCGCAGCGUCAUCGUCGUCGUCAUGGGGACAACCCUGCGGGGAGAGUGCGGCGAAAUCACAGGAUACGCAACUGGCACCACCUUCCCAGACUCAAACGACACCUGCAACAGCACCAAGUGCUAAAGCACAAGCGCCAAAAAGACCUCCCCGACGUAGCGGCAAACCACUAGCGGACAGACCGAUUCGUGCCCUCUACUGCCUACCGCUGAAAAAUCCUUUGCGGAAGAUGUGUAUCGACGUUGUCGAAUGGAAACCCUUCGAAUGGUUGAUCUUACUGACGAUAUUCGCAAACUGCGUGGCCCUCGCCGUUUAUACGCCGUACCCGAACAGCGAUUCAAAUUCAACGAAUACCUAUUUGGAAAAAAUCGAGUACGUGUUUUUGGUAAUAUUUACGGUCGAAUGCGUCAUGAAGAUCAUUGCCUACGGAUUUGUAGCACAUCCCGGUGCCUACCUAAGAAAUGGGUGGAACUUGCUUGAUUUUACGAUCGUAGUGAUUGGGAUGAUCAGCACGGCAAUGGUAUGGUUCAUGAAGGAAGGUUUCGACGUGAAGGCUCUACGAGCCUUUCGUGUAUUACGACCGUUGCGUCUAGUUUCCGGUGUGCCAAGUUUACAGGUUGUUCUGAACUCAAUCCUACGAGCGAUGGUUCCAUUGCUACACAUCGCUUUGCUUGUACUAUUUGUCAUAAUUAUCUAUGCAAUCAUUGGUUUGGAACUGUUCUCCGGUAAAAUGCACAAAACUUGUUGGAACAACAAAACGGGAGAAAUGAUGGAGGACCCACAUCCGUGCAGCUUAGAGGAGGCUGGAUUCAAAUGUGAGGAACAUAUUGGGCCAGAUUAUAUUUGCCGCAGACAGUUUUGGGAAGGACCAAAUUUUGGCAUUACAAACUUUGACAAUUUUGGCUUAGCGAUGUUGACUGUAUUUCAAUGUGUCACUCUCGAAGGAUGGACAUCCGUUCUCUACGAUAUCGAAGAUGCUAUGGGAAACAGCUGGCAAUGGAUUUACUUCAUCUCCAUGGUUAUACUUGGUGCCUUUUUCGUGAUGAAUUUGAUUCUCGGUGUGUUAUCUGGUGAAUUCUCAAAGGAGAGAGAGAAGGCGAAGGCUAGGGGAGAUUUCCACAAACUUCGAGAGAAGCAGCAAAUCGAAGAUGAUCUCAGGGGGUAUCUCGAUUGGAUAACGCAGGCGGAGGACAUUGAACCAGAAACCGAGGAGCCUCAGCUGAUGCAGGAUGGCAAGCCGAAACAACAAAACGAGAUGGAAAGUAUUGAUCAGUUGGAGGGUGACGAAGACGUCCAGCAAGAAUCGUUUUGGACCAAAAAGAAGCGCGAUUUGGAAAGGGUAAAUCGGCGUAUGAGACGAGCAUGCAGAAAGGCGGUCAAAUCCCAAGUCUUCUAUUGGUUGAUUAUUGUCCUCGUUUUUCUGAACACUGUCGUACUAGCUACUGAACACUACCGGCAACCCCAAUGGUUAGACAAUUUCCAAGAAGUAACAAACAUGUUCUUUAUCGGACUAUUCACUAUGGAAAUGAUGUUGAAGAUGUACAGUCUCGGUUUUCAAGGUUACUUUGUCUCGCUGUUCAAUCGUUUUGAUUGUUUCGUCGUAAUCGGCUCCAUCGGCGAGAUGAUACUAACGAACACGAAAGUAAUGCAACCCCUUGGAGUAUCCGUCCUUCGCUGCGUUCGACUCCUCAGAGUAUUCAAAGUAACGAAGUACUGGCGUUCAUUGUCAAACUUGGUUGCUUCGCUGCUGAACUCGAUCCAAUCAAUCGCCUCUUUAUUGCUUCUUCUUUUUCUAUUCAUCGUGAUCUUCGCCUUGCUAGGAAUGCAGGUAUUUGGUGGUAAAUUCAACCCAGCCGGCUCCAAAGAAAAGUCAAGAAGCAACUUUGAUAGUUUUUGGCAGAGUCUGCUCACUGUCUUUCAGAUAUUGACCGGAGAGGACUGGAACGUAGUGAUGUAUGAAGGUAUCAAGGCGUAUGGUGGUGUAUCUGGAAUGGGUGCACUAGCAUGUGUAUACUUCAUCAUUCUCUUCAUAUGUGGAAACUAUAUCUUACUGAAUGUUUUCUUGGCUAUAGCCGUCGACAAUUUGGCCGAUGCUGAGUCAUUGACCGCAAUCGAGAAAGAACAGGAGGAAGAGGCUGAGAAAAAUAAAUCCCGUAGCGGCUCAUUGAUACGAGAUCACGGUAGCGACGAUGAAGCUGAAGAUGGGGAGAAUGGUAGCGGUAUCGAGGAUGAAGAUGACGAAGAUAUGGAGGAGGAGCAGGAGGAAGAAGAGGAAGACGACGCGGACGAAGAAACUGAACAAGAUCCGAAUGAGACGAUUGAAGACUAUGAAGCCGCAUUGGAUACAGAAACUUCAGAGAAGGGAGAAGAUUCCAACAGCCGUACCAAGAUGCGAUUAGAAAUGGAGUCAGAGGACGAAGAUAUAGGAGAGCGCUUACGUAUGUUUCAAAAAGGUGGGACAGGAGAGGGUGUUACAGCACGGCCUCGUCGGAUGUCCGAGUUCAACAUGGCGACUAAAAAACAGCCGAUUCCAGCUGGCUCCGCCUUCUUUAUAUUCUCGCAAACAAACAGAUUCCGGGUCUUUUGCCACUGGCUGUGCAACCACACUUAUUUCGGGAAUAUAAUACUGGCCUGCAUUUUGAUAUCAUCAGCAAUGCUUGCCGCCGAGGAUCCGCUGUCUGCAGAAACGGACCGCAAUAACAUCCUGAAGAGUUUCGAUAAUUUCUUCACAACUGUGUUUGCGGUUGAAAUCUGCCUGAAAAUGAUCUCUUACGGAUUCGUGAUUCACGAGGGGGCAUUCUGCCGGUCUGCGUUCAAUCUCCUGGACCUGCUCGUCGUCUGUGUCUCCAUCUCGUCUAUGUACCUACCCCCUGCUAUGGCAGUGUUGAAGAUUUUUCGGGUACUCCGAGUACUGAGACCUCUACGCGCCAUAAACCGUGCCAAAGGACUAAAGCACGUAGUUCAAUGCGUCAUCGUAGCUGUUAAGACUAUCGGAAACAUAGUCCUCGUCACCAGCCUACUGCAGUUCGUGUUCGCCGUCAUUGGUGUUCAACUAUUCAAGUACGUAGUGAAAUGCGUGAUUGUUGCCAUUAAAACUAUUGGCAACAUUAUGUUGGUCACCUAUCUCCUACAGUUCAUGUUUGCUGUUAUCGGGGUGCAACUUUUUAAGGGUAAAUUUUUCUUCUGCAACGAUCGCUCGAAAAUGACGGAACUGGAUUGCCAGGGCACGUAUCUCAAAUUCGACGACGGUGAUAUCAAUAAGCCAUCGGUUGAGGAUCGAAAAUGGGAUCAGAAUGAGUUCCACUUUGAUAACGUUGCCAAAGCUAUGCUGACUCUGUUCACGGUGUCGACGUUUGAGGGCUGGCCCGCAUUACUGCAUGUAUCCAUCGAUUCGAAUGAAGAAGAGAAGGGACCCAUCCACAACUUCCGACCAAUAGUUGCCGUUUACUACAUCGUAUAUAUCAUUAUCAUUGCUUUUUUCAUGGUCAACAUAUUCGUAGGCUUUGUUAUUGUGACAUUCCAAAACGAGGGCGAGCAAGAAUACAAGAAUUGCGAAUUGGAUAAGAAUCAGCGCAACUGCAUAGAGUUUGCACUAAAAGCGAAACCGGUACGGCGUUACAUUCCGAAACACCGUAUACAAUACAAAGUUUGGUGGUUCGUCACAUCGCAGCCGUUCGAAUACACCAUAUUCACCCUAAUUAUGAUAAACACGGUCACUCUGGCGAUGAAGUUCUACGAGCAGCCACAGUUCUACACGGACGCCCUGGACAUACUGAACAUGAUUUUCACAGCAGUCUUUGCUCUCGAGUUCGUAUUCAAGCUAGCUGCAUUCAAAUUCAAGAAUUACUUCGGAGAUGCCUGGAAUGUCUUUGACUUCAUCAUUGUACUAGGAAGCUUCAUAGACAUUGUGUAUUCUGAGGUCAGAGGGGGCGGCUCCAGUAUCAUCUCCAUAAAUUUUUUUCGCCUAUUCCGUGUGAUGCGCUUGGUGAAACUCUUAAGCAGAGGGGAAGGUAUCCGAACUUUGUUAUGGACAUUCAUCAAGUCCUUCCAGGCUCUACCAUACGUCGCCCUUCUGAUCGUGAUGCUGUUCUUCAUAUAUGCUGUUAUCGGGAUGCAGGUAUUCGGCAAAAUUUCCAUCGACGGGAAUACAGAGAUACAUCGCAACAACAACUUCCAAACGUUUCCGCAAUCUGUUCUGGUCCUAUUCAGAUCUGCUACAGGUGAGUCGUGGCAGGAUAUCAUGAUGGAUUGUGCAGCACGAGGGAACGAAGUAAAGUGUGAUAAUAGAAGUGACGAAAGAAAUUCGACUGGAUGCGGGUCCAACAUUGCGUUCCCGUACUUCAUUUCGUUUUACGUACUCUGUUCCUUUCUUAUUAUCAACCUGUUCGUGGCGGUUAUAAUGGACAAUUUCGAUUACUUGACCAGAGACUGGUCGAUACUUGGUCCGCAUCAUCUCGACGAGUUUAUCAGACUGUGGUCCGAAUACGAUCCGGACGCCAAGGGCCGUAUCAAGCACCUUGACGUUGUUACUUUGUUACGUAAAAUAUCACCACCGUUGGGAUUUGGCAAACUUUGUCCCCAUAGAGUUGCUUGCAAGCGAUUAGUGUCGAUGAAUAUGCCCCUGAACAGUGACGGUACUGUAUUAUUCAACGCAACCUUAUUCGCAGUUGUGCGAACUUCACUCAGAAUAAAAACUGAGGGUAAUAUCGAUGACGCGAACGCGGAGCUACGGGCUGUCAUAAAGAAGAUAUGGAAGAGAACCAGUCCGAAACUGUUGGACCAGGUCGUACCACCUCCCGGAGUGGACGACGAAGUUACAGUUGGUAAGUUCUACGCCACGUUUCUUAUUCAAGACUACUUCCGACGCUUCAAGAAACGAAAGGAACAGGAAAUGAAAGAAGGUGACAAAGACUGUCACAACACGGUGACCCUGCAGGCUGGUUUGCGAACGCUUCACGAAGCUGGACCGGAACUGAAGCGAGCAAUUUCUGGCAACUUGGAAGAGCUGCUGGACGAUAAUCCUGAACCAACGCACAGGAGAAACCACUCGUUGUUCGGCAGCGUGUGGUCCAGCAUGCGAAAAGGGCAUCACAAUUUUCACCGAGCUAAGUCGUUGAAAGUUGAUUCGACCGUUUCGAAGGUUUCACCGACCAAUUCGAUUGACUUUUUACCCUACGUAUCCACGCAGAGAGCCAUCAACGAUAGCCAAAAUCAAGUAACUGCAAGGUCACAUCAGGUUGUGCCAAACGUUGUCGGUAGGGGCCUCGGUGACAGCGCCAUGAACCAGAUGGCGACAGACCCGAGGCAAAUACAUGCCGAAGAAAAUAUUCCUCUACGACCACUGACGGUCUUCGGAAAUUCUUCGGAUAUACACCGGAUGAACUACCAGAACUCGUACAAAUUAAUCGACGGGCAAAGUAGCGGCAACUAUCUCCACCCGAAAAAUGAAUAUGUUACCUGGUCUGGCGAGAGUAAUGGAAAUGCCGGACCGGAUCGUCUGUCGCACAGCCUACCGGGGAGUCCAGCGGAUCGAAAACCAAACUUUGACGUCAUCGGCAGCGCGGAAAGUCUCGUUGGACGCGUACUCGUCGAGCAAGGCCUUGGUAAAUAUUGCGACUCUGACUUCGUAAAGUAUACAUCUAGGGAAAUGCAAGAAGCAUUGGAUAUGACCAAAGAAGAGAUGGAUCACGCGGCACACCUGCUAUUACUCAAUGAACAAAGGGGUCAGAACCUCAGCUAUCAAUUACAACAAUCGGAUCAAGUGCCACAGGGCAAUCUCAGACCGAGUCUCAGACAGCAUGAUCAACAUGCAAAUCGUCCCGGGGUGCGACAGCAGAACGAUUAUAUGAUAAGUCAACAAAUAGCCACGACGUAUCGUCAACGGCAACAUGAAUACCAACACCCACAUCAUCGACAUCAGCAACAGCAGCCACAACAACAACAACAACAACAACAAUCACCGUCCUAACAACGAUACACGCGGCAUACGAGGACCCACGCGAUGUGCCCUAUACCUAUCACGGAUUUCUCUAUAACAACUCCAUGUUGGCGUUGUUAUGAUGCCUGGUACUCAAAAUUCCAUCUCAAUGUUAAAGAAUAAUCACGACCUGGAAACGGUCGUCGGAUUUCAAAGAUUCCAUUAAAAUGGAUGUGCUUUUACGACACGGUGAAUCAACCGCGAUUUUUCCCAGCAAUAGCGGUAUCAUCUUGACGUGGAUUAUCAGUGAGACGAUUCAGCGGGUAUGAAGAACUGACCGUGCCAUUCGUAAUUACUAAAAUACGAUGAAAAAAUAGAUUAAAAUUAUUUUUUAAUAUAAUUCAAACAAACUAAAUUUGCGGCUGGUACAGUGGUGGGAGUGGAGUGGUAUGCUCGGAACUAUCCUAGUACGUUCAUCACGCUCAAUAAUGACAGCAGAAACAUUAGUCUCUCCAUUAUUCUUAAUAAUUGUCUACAGGUAUCGGGAGGAGACUUCCGUAAAAUGCAAAAGUUUCCCAUAUCUGAGUGAAUAAUCCUGACAUUUUUAGUAAUUGCCUAGAACUCUUAAAUUGUAAUUUCAACCAAAUUUGAGCUGAGUAAGUCAAGGAAUAGAGAAUUAUGGUAAAUUUCCUCAAUUUUCUCUGAAACUUUCGUCGCGCAUGAUUAGCCCCAAUCAUAGAGGGAUAAAGUUUUUUUUAACGAUACAUUUACUACCGUGGACGGAAAUUUGUCGCAAGAAUUUUUUAAAUGG